CCGUCUUGGCUGUGGUUUUUCCUUGGCAAGCCAUUGGUACACCUGUUGUUGGCACAGCGAUUUUGAAUAAAGUACUCCGCGACAUUGCGCCUUUGGUGCGGCCCUUGUACGAGCAGUCAGUGUGUCAUUGGAAUCCUCCGUGCCACCACCUGAAGAACGCACGGCAAAAUGAGUAGCGACGACGAGAGACCGGUAUUGUCGGAUGAGGAAAAGGAGGGUGAUCUGGAUGAUGAGAGAGACGCUGAGGGAGAGGAUGAGGAGCAAUUGGAGAGGGACGUUUUUGGUGAAGACGACGAUGAAGAUGAACAGCGGGAGCCGCCGGAGGAUGAAGAUGAGGAGGACGAAGAAGACGAAGAAGAUGAUCUUCCAAGAGCAAAAAAGCGCCGACGAAAGGCAAACCCGUUCAUCGAAGAGGAGGCUGCUGUUGAGGAAGAAGAUGAGGAGGAGGAAGAGGAAGAGGAGGAUGGGUUUGUGGAGGCUGGAGAAGAAGACCUGGAUGCAAUCCAAAAAGAGAUGAUCGACAUGCGGGCUCAUCGAGAACUGGACCGUCGAAGGGAAGAAGAGGAAAUGGAUGCUGAAGAAAUUGCAGAGCGUAUGAAGGAGCGCUACGGUCGGUCAGAGUUAGGUCGGGGCAGCUACAGAGGAGAUCUGGAGCAUAUUCCUCAAAGCAUGUUAAUGCCUUCCGUUGAGGAUCCAAAACUUUGGCUGUGUCAAUGCAGGGAGGGUAAAGAGCGCGAUGUGGUUUUCACCAUCAUGCGAAGAGCUGUCGAACGAGAAAUGACCGGGAAUGCCUUGCAAGUCCUUUCCGUAUUUUGCCGUGACUCUCUUAAAGGAUACAUUUACUUGGAAGCAAGGCAACAGGCGGCUGUACAGCAGGCAUUGGAGGGUAUCAACAACAUAUUUAUAAGCAAGCUGCGACUGGUACCAGUUGACGAGAUGGUGGAUUGCUUAACAAUCAAAAAAUCCAAAGAGGUGGAAUUGCGGAUUGGAGGCUGGAUUAGACCCAAGAAAGGAAAAUAUGCGGGAGAUCUCGGGCAGAUUUUGGAUAUUAGAGAUAACGGCGAAAUGAUCAUCUGCAAACUUGUUCCUCGAUUGGACCCAGUGAGAGAUAAUGCAAAGCUACCGUUCGGUCAAAAACGUAAAAAGGCAGAGCCGCGGCCCCCACCCAAGUUAUUCAAUCCAGCGGACUUCAAGGGUGAAGUGCGCAAAGAAAAGAAUUAUUUUGUCUACAAUAAUGAAUGGUUCGACCGAAGUGGAUACCUGGAGAAGAAUCUCAAACUAAGCUCCCUCGUGGUUGAGAAUGUUCAGCCAAAAUUGGAAGAGAUCAGUCAAUUUUCUGGAGGAACGAUUACUGAACAGCCUGAUGACUUGGAGGCGCUCGCUGCUUUAAAUAUCUCGAGAAAGGAGGAUUUGCAAAUUGGACAAUCCGUGGAACUGAAGGCGGGCGCCAUGGCUGGCAUUUGGGGUACCGUAGUCUCUAUCCAGAAGAACAAUGUUGGCGUCCAGCCUGAUCCGAAGGAAUUUCCAACCUUGCCGUUGAUUAGCGUUACUGCCGAAGAACUUAGAAAGCGGUUUGCGGCUGGUGACCACGUCAAGGUUAUGAAGGGAAUGCAUAAAGACCAAACAGGCUUGAUCAUUACAGUCAAGGGCAAUAUCGCCACAUUACUUUCAGAUAGUACUUUAAAGCCGAUCGAUGUCUUCACCGAAGAUUUGCGUACAGCAAAGGACAUUGCAGGCGGAGGCGCUCGCACCAGUCCUUACGAUGUUGGCGAUCUUGUUUUCCUCUCGAAUGAUGCGGGUGUUGUGACUAAAGCAGAGAGGGACACCAUUACUGUCCUUACUCAAUUCAAUCAGAUUGUCAGAGUGCAGCCUCAGCAAAUUCGGAAUAAGCGUGAUUCGAAUCGCGCUAUCACAAGCGAUGCUAAUGGACAAUCCAUAUCCGCUGGUUCAUCAGUGGACAUCAUCGAUCCGGAUCGUCCUGAUAUCAAAAAGCGUGCCACCGUGGUACAUAUAUAUCGCUCUUUCGUAUUUGUCAAAGCGCGCGAGACGGUGGAGAACGAGGGAUAUAUGGUCGUUAAAUCGCAUAACGUAGCGUUAGUGGGAGGAAAGCAGGGACCGAACGGGAUGUAUCAGAGUCCGUACCAAAACUCUUUUCCGAAUCGAGGUGGCUUCGGCGGUGGUUUCCAUGGCCGCGGUGGCGGCAGAGGUGGCCGUGGUCGUGGUGGACGAGACCCUCUUGUGUCGAAGACGGUGACAAUAAGUGGCGGUGAAUACAAAGGGUACCUCGGCAUUGUCAAAGAUGUGAUGGAUAACAUGGCUCGUGUGGAGUUGCACACAUCAUCAAGAGUGAUAAAUGUCCCCAGAGGGCAGCUCUUGGUGCAAGGAGAAGCAGCGGGACGCUUUGGAAACGACUACAACAACAAUAAUUUCAACGGGUCAUACAGUCGCUACGACAGCAUCGCUACUCCCAUGCAUGGCUCCAAGACACCAAUGUAUCGCGGAGAUGGUGGCUAUACCCCUAGUCGCUUCCAAGAUGGUGGCCGAACUCCUGCUUGGGAUGCGGGAAGUAAGACACCCGCAUAUGAAGGAGGCGGUCGAACACCAGCAUGGAAUGCUGGAAGCAGAACUCCUGCAUGGGAUGCCGGAAGCAAGACGCCCGCUUAUGAUGCUGGUAGCCGAACACCGGCAUGGGAUGCUGGUAGUAGGACACCCGCUCCUUUACGGAAUAGCUCGCCUGAUUAUCCAACAAGUCGCAUGUCAUCCAACGGACAAAAUGGUGGUUGGACACCAGCCGGAGCAAGUUAUAAUGAUAGAUACGAUGAUCACCCUGCACCUGCACGUGUCGAGUGGCCAAUAGCUAAAGUCGAAGUCAAACUCAAAAAGGGUGACAAGAUUGGUACUAUCACGGCUAUCCAGAAAGCUGGUCGUUCUGCUACCAUCAAGCUCAAGGGAGGUGACACCCUCUCCAACAUUUCCUUUGAUGACAUUGAUCCCGUACGGCCGAGGAGCAAGGAUGACAAGGUUAUGGUGUUGGAUGGAGAGUACAAGGGUAGAACAGGAACGUUGAUCAGCGCUGAGGAGGCAGAUGCGAUUGUCAAGUUGGCGGGAAGCCAGGAUAUCAGAAUCUUUAACAUGGAUAUGAUAGGCAAGUACGUGGAGGGAUAAACCAUUCGGCUGGAAAGCGUGAAGGGAGGGAUGUUGCGCGAGGCCAUAGAUAGCCGGUCUUCCUUUUGGAGCUGUACAUAGUGAAAAAAUCAAUGACCCACCAAAAUGGCAUAUCUUUCUUCC
Messenger RNA from Spizellomyces punctatus DAOM BR117, 3288 nucleotides. RefSeq lists its product as uncharacterized. The record is from RefSeq and is a predicted model, not a curated record. Gene Ontology annotation, cellular component: DSIF complex. Gene Ontology annotation, molecular function: mRNA binding; protein binding. Bases 169 to 3165 code for a protein of 998 amino acids. Gene Ontology annotation, biological process: transcription elongation-coupled chromatin remodeling; regulation of DNA-templated transcription elongation; regulation of transcription by RNA polymerase II. The transcript has 12 exons. Lineage: Eukaryota; Fungi; Chytridiomycota; Chytridiomycetes; Spizellomycetales; Spizellomycetaceae.